AUGGCUCUUCUAGCCUCACUCCUUCGGAGCGAAAAGCGACCCGUAUUUCUUGAAAUCCGUUCAUCAGCCGGUCUCAUUGUCACGACGGCUUCCUUUGCCACAUUCACUGACGUCUUCUUAUACGCGGUCAUUGUCCCCGUACUACCAUUUUCCUUGUCUAGCCGCGCCGGUGUCGCUGAAGAUCAAGUUCAGUACUGGAUCUCAAUAUCCCUGGCUGUCUAUGGAGCCGCCCUCCUCGCUUCAUCCCCCAUCUGGGGGUAUCUCGCGGACCGGAUCCGCAACCGCAAGAUUCCCAUGCUGGUCGGCCUGAUAUUCCUCACCGGUUCCACAGUGUUCCUCUGCUUGGCCACUAACAUCGCCAUGCUACUAGUCGGGCGCGUGCUACAAGGCUGCUCCGCCGCCCUCACAUGGACCGUUGGCCUCGCCCUCGUCGUCGAUUCCGUGGAUGCUAGUCAACUUGGAAUGGCAACGGGCUGGGUCGGCAUGGCCACCAGCUUGGGGGUGCUCCUCGCGCCUCUGUUGGGCGGUCUCGUCUACGAGCAUGGUGGCUACUACUCCGUAUUCGCCAUGUGUUUCGGCAUUCUUGCUGUUGACAUCGCACUUCGAAUAGCCAUCAUCGAGGUCAAGGAAGCCAAGAGGUGGAUAGACAAGACACCUGUGCAGAGUACUACCGAGAUGUCUGGUGCUAUCAAGGAUGUUGUUACUAAAUCGGAGCCCACAGGAGAUAACGCUGUCCAGCGCGUUGGUAAGGAUAACACGAUGGCGGAGAUGUCUGAGGAAGCUACUCUCAAUCGUAACCAACCAUCGCCGGCUUCCAAACACAACCAUGUUAUCGGACCCCUGAUCGGGCUGCUGCGCAAACCAAGACUCCUCGCUGCUCUAUGGGGCACUCUAGUCCACGCCAUCAUCCAGACGUCGUUUGACAGUACGCUCCCGCUCUUUGUCAAAUCAACAUUUCACUGGGACUCGACCGGCGCAGGACUAGCCUUCCUCCCAUUGGUGGCUCCCUGCUUUAUCAGCCCGCUCAUCGGGAUCAUGAACGACAAGUACGGGCCCAAGUGGCUCGCAACAAGCGGCUUCAUCAUCGCUACGCCGUUCCUGAUAUGUCUUCGCUUCGUGUCCGAGGAUAGUAUCAACCACAAGAUCAUGAUGUGCGGACUGCUGGUGGGCGUCGGGCUGGCCGUCGCCCUGGUAUUUGGUCCUCUGAUGGCGGAAAUCUCCUGGUCGGCAGUCGAUGGCAUGGAUCCGACGCAAGACGACAUGUCAGCCGUGCCCUACGCACAGGCAUACGGGCUGUACAACAUGGCGUUUUCGGGCGGGUGUAUGCUCGGGCCCAUAUUGGGUGGCCUGAUAAGGGACAGAGCUGGAUGGCCCACGGUCUGUUGGGUGCUAGGGCUGAUCACUGCGGCAUCGACAAUCACACAAGCCCUCUGGAUCGGAGGGCCUCUGAAGCUGAAGCUGCCAGGACGAGCCGGUGAGUCGUCGUAG
Clonostachys rhizophaga is the source of this 1488-nucleotide messenger RNA. NCBI's taxonomy places the organism in Eukaryota, Fungi, Ascomycota, Sordariomycetes, Hypocreales, Bionectriaceae. The record is from the annotation of a GenBank genome assembly.